Molecule: messenger RNA, 1121 nt
Organism: Oryza brachyantha (malo sina)
Lineage: Eukaryota; Viridiplantae; Streptophyta; Magnoliopsida; Poales; Poaceae
Exons: 4
Coding region: 155-991 (278 amino acids)
Source: RefSeq, a predicted model, not a curated record
AUCCCCCCACGUUAUUUCUCCGGCCGCGAGCCCCCUCGCCUCUUCGCGAAGGGCCCCCUUCCUCCUCUCGUCUCACCCACCCAAAGUGCCAAACAAGGGGAACCGGUGAAAAAGCAAGAGGAAUAUUCCCCCUCGCCGCUCUCCACCCACCGACAUGGCCGCCGCCGCCGCCGCAGCCGCAUCCGCUUCCUCCUCCUCGUCGCCCUCCUCCCCCUCGGCCGAAUUCGCCCUCCUCCCCACCACGACUCUCCCCAUCGGCAAGGCGGCGGCUGUAGGCGGUGGUGGCGACCGAGCGGCGGUGGAUUGCGGGGUGUGCGCGAUUUGCCUGGAUAAGAUCGCCCUGCAGGAGACGGCCCUCGUCAAGGGUUGCGACCACGCCUAUUGCGUUACAUGCAUUCUGAGGUGGGCUUCCUACAAGCAGACACCUCUAUGCCCACAGUGUAAACAUCCGUUUGAGUUCCUCAGUGUGCACCGCUCUCUCGAUGGCUGUAUCCAUGACUACAUGUUUGAGGAAAGCGUUUGCCUUCUCCUGAGGGCCGCUUGGUUUGAACCUCUGAUCGUAGAGCCUCAUGAAGAGGCUCUGGAUGAAGAAGAGUUAUACCACAUCUAUCAAUAUGGUGAUGAUGAUGAAGAUGACCUUGACGAAGAAGCUUAUUACAUGAGCAGGUCACCGAGCGUUCGAAUUGGCAAUAGGAGGUGGGGUGACAAUGGAUAUGUUAGAGGAGGCAGGAAAGAGGCAAGGCCAGUGAGUCGACCAUCCUUAAAUGGUGUUGAUGCUGGUCCAUCCAGGACUCCAAAGAAGAAAGAUGUAUCAGCAUCAGGAUCAGGUUCUGUGUCCAAGGAAGUUGCAGGAAGACGAGCAAAACGGGCUCAGAAGCGUGAAGCCGCUGAUAAGGCAGCUGCAGAAAAGCACCUGAAGCACCUCCAGAGGUUGGGUCUCAGGAAGGCACCUGAAGCAACUCCAGAGGUUGAACCUCAGUUGAACGAGUGAUUUUCAUCAACUGCUGUAGAUAAUGGUGUUGUGAAGAACACCUGCAGCCCCUUGGGUCACCGAAUAAUCUUCCUCCUGAGCGUGGCCUUGUAUCAUUGGCAAACUUGCCGUUUUGUACAGUACUUUAGUU